Messenger RNA from Moneuplotes crassus, 2162 nucleotides. The record is from the annotation of a GenBank genome assembly. NCBI's taxonomy places the organism in Eukaryota, Ciliophora, Spirotrichea, Euplotida, Euplotidae.
CUCUUGAAAAUGACCAGUUUAUUCAUAAUAAUCAUUCUCUCUCCUAUCAUCUUCAUACUCUGGCUGGUCUUGUAAUACAGGCUGUUCAAAGCGCCCUUCAGGGUUUUGAGUGAACAUCAUUGUUCCUUCUUCAAGAGCAGGAUCCUCUUCCUGAAUUUGUAGAUUGAUCAUCUCUUCAUUUCUUGCACCAUGUUCUACUCCAGCUAAUCUUCCUUCAUCAAACAUUCUUGGAGUUUCUUUGAGAGCUUCUGCUUUUUUACGGCUAUCAUUGACUAUUUUCUCGCCACGUUUCUGAGAAAUCGCUAAUGAUACUUGACUUUGGCUCCUCUGACUAUCAUAGUCAUAAUCGUUCGAACUCAUGUGAGUGUACGCUCUAGCCCCUUUGAUUGAUGGUAGUCCAUCUUUUUGUUGCAUGCUACCUCUUCCUGAUUUGUGAGACAUUGGGUACCCCACUUCUGCUUUUAUGGACCCUCUCAAGUUUCCUGGGAGGAAAGUAUUACCUGUUCGAUUCUUCUCUCUAGAUAAGUUAGAUCCUCCUGCUUCAAAAGUUGUCUUUGAGCUUUUAGCAAACAUUCGUAAUUUCUUUUUCAGCCUUUCGAUUUCUUUAUCCUUCAUUGAAUUUUGAUGUGUGCUACUUCUGAGCAUAUCGCUUAACAAUUUAAGUUGAUCUUCGCGAUCCUUCAGCUCAUUCUUAGCUGUCUUCAGAGUUGUGGCUAAGUUCUGGGCACUGGUUUUAUUCUGGCUUUUCUUUCUCCCCUUCAAGCCUUUACUCUGAGCUCUCUUUGGAGGAGUCUUUUCCUCCUUGCUUUUCUUUUUCUUUUUAGAGUCUGCUGAGAUUAGGCUCUCAAGCAUCUCAAUCUUUUUAUUUUAACUGCUCUGCAUGGGUAUUGUGCUUCUGAGAAAUAUUCUGAGUUGCCUUUUGUGACUUUAUAUCAACUUCUCCUGAUGCUUAAGCUUACGGAUCUGCCGUUCUAAUUCAUCAAUUCCUGACUGAAGAUGCAACAAAUAAUGUUUAUAUCAUUCUAAACGUGUCUGAAGGAUCUUCUUGGUGAUAUUAAGCUUGGCUGGUCUACAUUUCUUGAGCACUAUGAUCUGCUCAAACUCUUUUUGGUAAGAAUAAAUCUCUUUUAAGACGUUAUCGAUCUUUUCUCUAGAUUUCCUAACCUUGCCAUAAAGUGUCUCUAUCUUCUUAGUUGUCAUUGAAUUCUUGGCUAGAAGUUCAUUAAUUUCUUCCUCAUGUGGCUGGGAUACCUCUUGGAAUAUAUUUUCGUUCUUCAUUUCUUCAUUGAUCUGUUGGAUUUCAUCGACCCUAGCCUUAAUGGUGUCAAUCUCUUGCUUCUUUUUAGAGAUUUCUAGCUCAAGUUUUUCAUCUUCAUUUGAAAGUUCAUUAUCGUUAUUUUCAGUUUCAGGAUCUUCUUGCUUAUUUUCAUUAGAAUUCGUCUUUUUCUCUCCAUUUUCUUUAUUUUCAACCUCCGGUUCGGGCUUGGAAGAUUCUUGCUCAGCUGAGUUAUUGUCUUCAUUGCUAUACUUCUUAAUAAUAUCCUGAAUAGUUUCAUGAUUUUCCAUAUAUUCUUCACGGCCAGCAGGUUUGAAAUUUUUAGGGAACUCCGGAGGCUUAAAAGAAGGGGUAAGCUCAUAACCUCCAAAAGCACCUCUUCCGAUAUUCUCCAAGAAGGCUUUGGUGUAUUCCUCAGGGCUUUCAUUUCCUUCAUUCAUAGAAGUGAUAGUUUGUUGUAACUUUUCGAGAUAUUGUUUCUUAGUUUCGACAGGAUCGCCUUCAUACUUAAGAGUCUCUAUGACUCUUUGUUGGAGGUCGAGGGUCGCAUCAAGUAUAUCGAAUUCAUCAAAUUUCUUACUAGCUUCGUUAAUAAAUUCCUGAUAUUUUACAAUGUCCUCUGGAGCUUCUUUCUCAGCAGGGUCGUUUAAUACUUCUUUUUAGCAACAUUCAUGUAGUAAUUGCAUCGAUCACUUGUAACUUCUUUAAUAUAUUCAUUGCCUUUAUUAUUGCUGCUACCUGGUACGCCCAUACUCCGUUCCAUGACGUCAAUGGCAGUACUGAUCUCGACUGCUUUAUGCUCUUCCUUUUCCCUCUCUAACAACUCUUCUUGGAUUUGUUCAUGCUCACUAAGUGUCUUAGGCUUAGGGAUUUUCUCGUAAAUUGC